Messenger RNA from Carya illinoinensis, 348 nucleotides. RefSeq lists its product as uncharacterized. The record is from RefSeq and is a predicted model, not a curated record. Gene Ontology annotation, molecular function: nucleic acid binding; RNA-DNA hybrid ribonuclease activity. The transcript has a single exon. The coding region runs from base 1 to 348 and encodes 115 amino acids. NCBI's taxonomy places the organism in Eukaryota, Viridiplantae, Streptophyta, Magnoliopsida, Fagales, Juglandaceae.
AUGGACAGCGGUAACCCAGGUGAGUCAAGAAGGGGUGGUAUUAUUGGGGAUUCUAAAGGUGAUGUAAUGGUGGGAUUUGCUCAUUCUUAUGGUCAUGUUAUUGACAUCAUCGCCGAAUGUAGAGCUUUUCUUGAUAAGCUUUGGUUGUGUGAGCAAUUGGGUUUGUGGGAUUUACUGGUAGAGUGGGAUUCAGCUAUUAUAGUUGGUUGGCUAGCAUCGGGAGUGUGCAGAUAUUGGGUUCUUUAUGAUUUUUGGGAGGAAGUUAAAGAUAUUGUUAGUGAGUUAAAUGUUCGUUUUUACCAUAUUUUUAGAGAAUGCCAUAUGGUGGCAGACUUUUUGGCAAAGUAG